Messenger RNA from Auxenochlorella protothecoides, 219 nucleotides. RefSeq lists its product as hypothetical. The record is from RefSeq and is a predicted model, not a curated record. The transcript has a single exon. Lineage: Eukaryota; Viridiplantae; Chlorophyta; Trebouxiophyceae; Chlorellales; Chlorellaceae. The coding region runs from base 1 to 219 and encodes 72 amino acids.
AUGGAGGACAGGAAGGAGGGUGGGUCCCCUGGCAGGACAUGCUCUGGUCCGGCCAUCUCGCCGCUGGCUCUGUCAUUCUCACCCAUCGACAGCGCUGCCGCCGGGAGGGCGUCCUCGACCCACCCCUCCCUCUGCACCAACUCUGGGCGCCAGGGCAGGGCCUCGACAGACUGGCCCCCGGCGCUGGCCAGCUCCAGGUCGGGCGCGCCCAGCCCGUAG